Messenger RNA from Pararge aegeria (speckled wood butterfly), 708 nucleotides. RefSeq names its product circadian clock-controlled protein daywake-like. The transcript is spliced from 4 exons. NCBI's taxonomy places the organism in Eukaryota, Metazoa, Arthropoda, Insecta, Lepidoptera, Nymphalidae. The record is from RefSeq and is a predicted model, not a curated record. Bases 1 to 708 code for a protein of 235 amino acids.
AUGAUUCCAGAUCCUAUUACUCAUGAAAAAUGCUCACUGCAGGACGCGGCCUGUAUAAAAAAGCAGGCACAAUUGGCUCUCCCUUCCUUCACUGAAGGUGUCCCCGAACUUGAAAUCCAAAGCUUCAAUAAAAUGCACAUUAAAGACAUUGUAUUUGAAUCGACGGAUAUGAACUAUGAAUUAAGGAAUAUAGAAAUUGGAGGUUUUAAUGAUACAAUUAUAGAUGAUAUCAGCAUUAAUAUGCCUUUUAAGUUGAUGCGCUUAUCAUUCCACACAACUCUCAAAGUCGAUUGCGAUUACAAACUAGACGGAUUGUUGUUCGGGGUUCCAGCAUUCGGAGAAGGGAAAGCUUAUAUUACAUUGAACAAUAUGAAGGUCGAGAUGAUUUUAAUUUUUGAUAUUGUCAAAAACGAGCAAGGCAAGGAUAUUAUGGAUAUCAAGACACACAUAUUUGGAGCCAAUGCGAUCGGCGGUGUGCAUACGCAGUUAGACAAUAUGUUCAAUGGAGAUAAGGACAAGAGUAAGUUUUUUUUUUUAAUAUCCUUGACUGCAAUCUCAGGUGAAAUAUUUCAUGCAUUAAUUAAUGAAAACUGGAGGCCAAUAAUUGCGAACUUUGGCAGAUCUUUCUCACCCACAAUAAUUAAAGGUAUCUUCGAAGCUAUCAAGACAUAUAUGCGCUCUAGGCCUCUUGAAGACUUAGCCCUGUAG